This is a messenger RNA of Pygocentrus nattereri (red-bellied piranha), 5061 nucleotides long. It is a transcript of the gene ddah1, whose product is annotated as dimethylarginine dimethylaminohydrolase 1. The record is from RefSeq and is a predicted model, not a curated record. Lineage: Eukaryota; Metazoa; Chordata; Actinopteri; Characiformes; Serrasalmidae. Gene Ontology annotation, molecular function: dimethylargininase activity; amino acid binding. Gene Ontology annotation, biological process: positive regulation of nitric oxide biosynthetic process; arginine metabolic process. The transcript has 6 exons. Bases 180 to 1025 code for a protein of 281 amino acids.
CGCGCGUGCGCAGGCGUGCCGGCGCGAGCUCGCUGUCAGUCUGUCGGCGGCGCGAGCCACAGGGCGAAAACAAAACAAAACAACACCACGAGCGAAAGGGAGCGGCGCGCGCAGCAGAUCCGUCCGUUUGUUUGUUUGUUUGUUUGUUUGUGAGCGAGCGGCAGAGGCGAGUGUAGAGCAUGCAGGCGGAUUUCGGGAUGUUCACGCACGCGGUGGUGCGCGGGGUGCCCGGCUCGCUCGCGGCGGAGGCGCUGCGCAGCGGCCCCGCGGAGGUGCGCGUGGACCUGGCGGCGGCGCGGCUGAAGCACGAGCGCUACGUGUCGGUGCUGGAGAGCACGCUGGGGCUGCGCGUGGUGCAGCUGGAGGCGGACGAGGCGCUGCCGGACUGCGUGUUCGUGGAGGACCCGGCGGUGGUCUGCGGAGACACGGCGCUCAUCACCAGACCGGGGGCGCCCAGCCGGAGAGGAGAGGCCGAAGCCAUGAAGAAAGCAUUGACGGAUCUGGACCUGAACAUUGUAGAGAUGACGGAUGAAUCGGCUACUCUGGAUGGAGGAGACGUCCUGUUCACAGGUAGAGAGUUCUUUGUGGGUUUAUCCAAGAGGACCAAUCGUAGAGGUGCAGAGAUCCUGGCAGAUGCAUUUAAGGACUACGCUGUGUCCACUGUGCCAGUACUGGGCAGUCUGCACCUGAAGAGUUUCUGCAGUAUGGCAGGUCCAGGGCUUAUCGCGAUUGGCUCCAGCGAAGCGGCCCAGAAAGCCUUAAAGACUAUGCAGCAGAUGAGUGACCAUAAGUAUGAUAAGCUGACGGUUCCUGAUGAUAUCGCAGCAAACUGUGUCUACAUGAACCUGCCCGGAAAAGGCCACGUUCUUCUACACUGCACACCUGAGGAGUUCCCUGAGAGCGCAAAGGUGUUUGAGAAGCUGAAGGACCACAUGCUGAUCCCUGUCUCCAAUGCGGAGAAGAUGAAGGUGGACGGAGCGCUGACCUGCUGCUCUGUUCUCAUCAACAAGCCAGACAAGGUCUGAGGGGCACUACGGAGUGCGCACUUCAGCCCUCUUCCAAUACUCUUACACAGCAUCCUCUCUUCUCUUCCUGCCUUUUUCACAGCGUGGCUCAAAAUAAAGGCAAGAAGCGAAGGAACCAAGGCUGUUCUGCCUGGGCUUGUUUGACCUGGGUGCUUAUAUUCAAAUGCCAAAGGCUUUUAGCCAAAAGAUAAGCUUGUUGAAUCGGAAGUUAAGGGAUGUUCCUGUUGAACAGACUUAACUUAUGGCUUAAAUUUUAAUAUGUUUGCAAAUUUUUUAAUCUCUUUCCAAUUAACACUGCCCCAGAUAAUUUGGAAGCUUGGAUUUUCCCGGGAAAAAGUGGCCAGAUGAAGUGAGCAUUAGUGUCAGUGGGACCCAGUUUCGGAGUUAGCCUAAUGUCCUCCCAUCAUCUAGCCGGGGUCUUCAAAUCUGGACCUUGAAUCCAGUUUCUGGUCCUGGAUUUUGUUAUCACUGGUAGUUAAUUGAACUGUUGAUGUGGCUGAUUGGCCACCAGCAAUUAUGAAAUCCAGGACCUGUAAACUGGAUUAAGAAUCUGGAGUUAAAGACUUGUUAUCUUUCCUGACGGUUCCUAACCGCCCUGUUCCUGCAUUACCCAUGAAUAGUAGUAUAUUCACUGCUUUAACACACAGUCAGCUCAGGAAGGGCUUGUGAAUGAGCUGAUUAGUUAAAUCAGGAUUUUUUAAGCAGGAAAAACACCAAACUGUGCAGGACAGAGGUUCACCGGGAGCUGGGUUAGGAACCACUGAUGUAACCCAGUCUAUAGUUCACAGAUUGUGAGGAUCCCUCAGCCAGUUCUUCGUUCCUGAGAGAGGUAGUCACAGUCUGUGCAAGUAAAAAUGGACUGGCUGCAGGUUUUGAUGACCUGAGUUUGGAUCCAAACAGAUACACAUACCAGACUGUGAACUAAGAGUAUUGGAAUAGGGCCUUUAUCAGGGUUCUCCAGUUCCAUUCCUCUAGAGCCUCGCGCUCCAUGUUAAAGUGUCUUCAUUGUUCUUAUUCAACUCGUUUCCAAACCCUGAAUUAGCUAAUUUAGGUGUGGGUUGAUGUGGCCUUCCCGGACUGGAGUUAGCAAACCCUGCCAUAGAUUUAGUGAUGUGUGAAUGAAGUGAGAAUGCGAACCUUAUAAUCAAUGUUUACAAUCCUUCAAAACAGCCACUAGAAGACCCUGUCACUGUACGGAGAACGUAGCGUUUGAUAUUGUUCUGUUUUGUUAGACCUACACGAAAGUAAAAGUAGCCGUUCAAAUCAAAGACCCCAGAAUGAAAGACCUCUCAAACUCAGACUGUCACUGUUUUCCCACCGUGAAAAAGUCAGUCAUCACCUUCUUAACGAGUAAAUUAAUUAACGUAGGCAGUGCUUGAUAAAGGGCAAAACCAUCAGAAGCUCAGCUGUAAUGAUGUAUACGCUAAUGAAACCAGGGGCUCCUUACUGAUCUAGGUUCUCCUCUCACCCUGAACUGCAAACCUGCUCUGAUUUGGAAUCUUGGUGGUCUCAAGGCCGUCUCGCAGGGGGCUGUGCUUGUGGACAGGCUGUGGACUCUUUUAGCUGGAAGCGUCAUUUCCCGAGCCCUCUGCGUAGCGCUGUGUCCCGGCUGUGUACGGAAGACGGUUCCCAUUCUCAGCUGUUCCACCCACAAAUACACACAGAAUAUAUCUUCAUUUUAUUGUAUUUUUCACAUUUUGUGAAAUAUAAGGCGCUUCCUCUGGCCACUUGUGGUCACUCAAGGUCACUCAAGGUCACUUGUCGUUAUCAGUUUUCUGCGAACUGAAAAAUGAGCUACUUAGCUAACCAGCUGCAUUUGUCUCUGGUUUAACUUUAUUUACGUGCUCUAAUGUUCAUGUUAACCGCCGACAAAAUAAGUGUUGCGCUUUAUUUCCACAAAAUAUGACUUAAAAUUGCAGUUUCCCUUCAGGAUCAAUAAAGUUCUGUCUAUUCUAAACGAAGGCUGACCUGCUAUCCUGUUGAAAGCCAACAGGCUAAUUAGGCCCCCUCGGAAAUAUUCAGUUUACGUUUAAAUCUUUCCUCGACGUCUCGGAGGAAACGCUAGAGAAGCGUUCGCUGAAUAUCUGUUCAGUCACCACUUGACUUUUUCAGCUACGGCUGCCAUGAACUGCUUAGUUGAUCGUUGGUUAGCUUGGCGCUAACGUAACACUGGGCAGCCCUACAGCAGCGCUACUGGAGGCUUAACUGCAUUAAACGUUGCUGUAUUUAUUCCUGCGUCGUUACGCGUCGUACGCGUGUCAAACGUGUCCCAGUUUUCAGUUACUGUACCGUGACCACGAGCGUAGAGUCCACUAAUAGGUUUGCUGCACAGGUAGGUUUGGUAGCACCUGGAACUGUGUACAAGUCGCGUAGCGUGUGGCAGUUAAGCAGCGAGUUAGGCCGACUUAUAGCAGUGUCCUGAGGCUGAGAUGUAUACAAGAUAACUUUAAUACACAAUAGGAAAUAUAUUAAACAAUCAAACAAACCAAAGUAAUCUACAGCACCCGACCCAAACCCAACCAAACAGACAAAGCAACCCAAACCCAAACCAUCAAACAGUCGCCAAGUGAGUGGCCAAUACACAAAAUAAUUAAAGUCCCUCGGCUACUUUGCAGCUUUUGGAUUGGGUGUCUCAGCGAAUAGGUGGCAGAAUAGUUUCAUUUAUUUAAUCAUUUACGACCGAUCAGUUUGCAUGUAAGUCAAACGGCCGUUUUCCGUCCGAGUAGGUGGUUCUUUGUCAUGUUAAGCAACAAAACACACCAGAUUCUUUGGCGACAGGCAGAAUGUCUGGCUUAUGAGACUAAAGACUAAUUCUGAAGGUUUUUUUGAGAAUAGCAUGUAGCAUAAAUACAAGUGCUCACUUAAUCUGCCAACUUUAGAGACUUUUUUAUGGAAAAUUCCCAAAGCAGAUCACUUACAUUGCAUGGCUAGCUAGCAAGCUAGCUAACAGUAAGGUUAGCAAAUGAGCACAUCUUGUCCGGAUCGUCUUUUCUGUGUCGGCUAAUCAAUAAAACGCAUCAGUGAACCGUUUUGGAUGUGGUUAGCCUACUAGCUUACAGGCACAUGUUGAUUAGCAUUGCAGCCUCGCUUCAUGUUAGAACAGAACGGCGUGCAGUGGCAACAUUUUGCAUGAUAAACUGCCCAAAUCGUAAUCUACUGAAGAUGAAUGUGAAUGUCUUGGCUUAUUUUGGUGUGUAGUGUACAGUCGGGACACAGCGUAGUCUGGGCUUGGUGCACAGUGGAUUGUAGCUAACGUUGGUGGAACAUACUAGCCUGUUGUCAAGUGCCUUAGUUUAGAGGACCGAUCUACAAUCAGGUUCUUCAGGGCCGUGUAAUUGGCUCCGUGGGGAGAUAGCAGAACCCAGGCUGUGAUUCUAGAUAAGCUCUCUUACUCAGAUACAUUUGGUAAAUGCUGGUCAUUGUCUGCUGGAUUGAACGCCGCGUAGUGCCAGGACGUCUGACCGCGUCCCAAUGUGUUUACGCUGGGGUCCGGACGAUAUGUUGCAGUUUUCAACAGAUCUGUCUGCGCUGUAAGACCACGGACCCUGCAGAACAAGAAGAUGCAGAAUAGCAUGAAUUCCAUGCUUUAAGCUGGUCUAAGGUGGUUUAUUCUGGUCUGAUAUGGUUUAGCUGGUCACCCCAAAUGGUCGUGCUGGUUGACCAUCAUACCAGCAUGCAGAACACCACAUAUGCUGGUCUGUGCAGGUUCUUCUAGGAGGAAUAUGAUCAGUAAUUGGAAUCUUUAGCUUGGUAAAAUCCUUUGUAUCAGUCAGGCCCUUGUUUACAUGCAGUUUGCUCUCCUCUCAGAGCUUUACAGCAGUUUUCUUCGGUGCCAAACCACCAACGGUUCAGUAUUUCCCCCAGUACAACUCGUCAGCUGAUCACUGAGUCUGAAUCAGAAGUUUAGAUGCAGAGGAAAAGCAGAAGCACGAACUUCUGCAGUGCCUUCAUUUCUGUGCUCUGUGACCUCCGUCUCUCUCUCUCUCUCUCUCUCUCUCUCUCUCUCUCUCUCUCUCUCUCUCUCUCUCUCUCAUGA